Messenger RNA from Folsomia candida, 7571 nucleotides. RefSeq lists its product as uncharacterized. NCBI's taxonomy places the organism in Eukaryota, Metazoa, Arthropoda, Collembola, Entomobryomorpha, Isotomidae. Gene Ontology annotation, biological process: microtubule-based movement. Gene Ontology annotation, molecular function: ATP binding; microtubule motor activity; microtubule binding. The record is from RefSeq and is a predicted model, not a curated record. Bases 2172 to 6857 code for a protein of 1561 amino acids. The transcript is spliced from 18 exons.
UGGCCAUUUGUCAUUGCGUUUCAUCUAGAUUCAUAGAUUCACAGAUUCAUUUAUUUCCUCACUGGAAGCAUGGGCAAAGUCGCAAAGUGUACAAAAUAUUAAAUAUGUUCGUCCUGCAGACCUCUGCGAUGUAGAGAUGUAAAGAACUGACGGAAGGAUAUACCGAUUAGUUGCAUAUAAUCCCAGGAAUGAGAUCAUCUUCAGAUAAAGGAAGGGACAACUCAUCGCACAAAUUCCUAAUCCCGGUCCCUUUGUCAAAAGAAGCAAGGGACAAUUUGUGCAUUCAUUCAUUCGUGAGCGUAAUUUGAUUCGUUACAAUUUAUUCAGCUGUGAGGAAGGGUACACAAUUAAAAUUGUAAUUGGCCAGAUACACACAUACAAAAACUUAAUAGCAUAAACUGUAAUAUUGCAAUCCUGCUCAAAUUAGCUGUGUCUAAAGUUCAAACUUUAAACUAAUAUUCUUAUUUGCCCCCGUAAAAUCGAAUGCAUUGCACAGAAAUACGUGACAUAUUUUAUCCAGCAUGUGGAUUUUGAUAAGUUUUCACCCCUUCCGUUGUGCAGCUUCAGUACGGAGUGAACUGAGUGAAGCUGUGAAACGACAUAAAUAAAGGGCAAUCACGAGGGUUUAAUUCCAUUCAUUUCUAAAUAUAAUACGGCUGCUUCGAUCAUGCAACAUUUAUUUCCAUGAAUUCUGAGCAGUUUAUGAAGUCGGGUUGACUUUCUAAACAAGGAAAUCCAUUCGGUUCAUCUCAUCACAUCGUUGCAUUGGUCUCUUCUCAUCAGCAAAGCAAUCCCAAAUGUGUGGGGAGUCCCUCUUGUGUAAUAUAAACUGCCGACCAAUGUAUGCAACCCCUGAGGGGAACAACAUACGAAACCCUGCAAGAAAAGGGCCUUUCAGUUUAAAUGCACAUUUUAUGAUUUCAUGUCAUCUCGUACUCUUUCUUCUUCACAAGUGUGUGGAUCGAUUGGCCUUUUUGUACGAGGAUGAGAUUAGCUCGAAAGUCAAAUAAUACGUAUUCCUCGAUAUAUGUAUGUAGGGACAUCCUUAUGAUGAUCAUGUCGUGUUUAUGUUAUUGAAACUUAUCAUUUACAGGGAAGGGACGAAACGUAAAUGUGUAAUGCAAUCUCCCUGUGAGGAGAUUCAUUGUAAAUAUUAUGGAUCAGAGAUCGCCCAACCGGCUCACCCUCGUGGUUUUAUGCGUCCAUUUCAAUACAUCUUUUAUGCACUUGUUCCCUAAUUCUAAUUCUGAUGCAUUUUCUGUACUUAUUUAUUCUGCAAUCCCCACGAAGAUAUAACGGCCGGGCUGGCAGUAGGGAGUCAAGAUAAUUUUUGGAGGCUUAACUUUAGUCAUCAUUCUGUGAAAGGCUGUGAACGGUCGUAGAGAAAACCAAGUCCUGCUGCUUCUGUAAAUGCUCUUGACCAAAUGUGGAAACAUUAAAGACAUUCAUUGAGUGCAAACAUAAUGGCAACAGAGUUGUCACUUUUGGACUUUUAAAUGUUCUGACAUGAAGCAACAUUUCAUUCUAAAAGUAGGAGAGUAGUGGUGUGGGUAUCAGUCUACAUACAUAUUUACAUACACACAAGUAGAUAAGUGUCCGGCUUGGAGCAGUGAAAAUUAAUGAGGUGAACUAUAACUAACUAAAAAUAUUCGAGUGUUGGUAAUAAUACUUACGACCCUCACAGCAACUCAUCAUCCGUGUUACUUCACUUUCUGCUUCGGUGUAAACGUAAGUUUGACAGGUGUACGCUCAAACGUUGAGACGAAUGUCACAACUCUGCAAAACUGUGUACAAGAAUUAAAGAAUCGCCCUUUUCCCCUCUCGUUACCAGUGUGAGUUAUGGUUAUUUGUUCUAGAUGAAUUUUACUACAAACAUUUCCAGAGUCCUGGAAUAAGUAUUGUUAUUGUGUUAUUUUAUUCUUCUCCUCUCCUGAGAAAGUAAGAAGGACGUGUUGUCGUUUCGGGUAAAUGAGCAGAAAUGCUGUAAAAACUAAUUGGUCGGACGUGUUCUUUCCUAGGUUUCACCAAACUGAAGAGUACGAUUCUUUCCUAUGCUAGCUUAAAAAUAAGUUAAAUUACAGUGAACAUUGGAUCGUGACCUAAUUAUUUCCCUGUGGACAUUAUAACAGUUUGUAUCAAUAGGAAUUACUUUGUAAAAAUAUAAAAAAAAAAUGGGCAGUGAAAUCAUAAUAAACUUGAAAACGCGUCCACCAAUUCCACCAAGAUCUCGAAUCCCCACCGGCCCAAUCUCGAUAAGAAAGCAACAGCAGCAGGAACUUUCUCCUCUCAAUGGCUUGGGUUUCCGACGACUUAAGCCUUCUUCAUUGCCCUCAUAUCUGGACAGAAGUGGUUCUCCAUCCCAAAUGUCGUCGGACAUAUCACUCAACACACACACAACAGCUCAAACAACGGCGAAUAAUAAAAAUAAAACUGCAAUUUAUAAAAGAAUUCACGGGCAGCAGCAACGAAUUCAACAAGAGCAACAGCACCACUUUUGCCAGUCUUACCAAGUUCAGAAUCCGCAGCAGCAGCAGCAGUCGUCACCCUCAAUAAUGGUCUCCAAUCCGUCGAGUCUCAACAAAAGCCUUCAACUUCUUCCACCAUCAUCGUUGCUGUUGUCGUCGUCGUCAUCGUCUCAAUCUUUAUCUCGGCCACGGAUUUCUUCUUUGUCAGUAGCAGAAUUGGCUACAAGAUUUCUGGAAGAGAAUGUCCGGAACUACUGCAUCAAACCGCGGAUAUUUCCGAUGGAGAGCACGUCAUUCCCUUGUGAAAGAGUGCCGACGCCGUUCGUCUUCACUUCAGAAGCUCGAAUUCAUCACCAUCAUCGAAGGAGCCAAGUGUUGGAAGUUGGAGGAGUUGACUUUGUGGACAAAUUACUUCACAGUUCGGAUGCAUUGGCAACGACGACGACAACUGCCACGGCCACGGCUGUCUUUUCUCAAAACAGAUCUUGUGCAGCAGCUGUCACCUCGUCUUGCAUCAGACUUUCCAUGAUGAGCAACGCCGUCAUGUCGUCGUCCUCAUACCAGGGAGGCAGCAAUAACGGCCACGGCAGCCUCGGCAGCAAUAGUAACAAAAGCAAUUCGCUGGCCAACUCCCAAAACGGUCGUGUGGAUUUCGCGUCAGUUUUGAAGAAAUCGAAUGCGACCCCCAUUCCACCUGCGCUCUCCAGAAAGUUGGGACGUGGAUCAUCAGAAUCUCCGUUGGGAAAGGUGAAAGUCAUGCUUCGAGUGUGCGAGAACCCAGAGGAAGCGAGUGGGCCUGGAAUUCUGGGCGUGGACCAGCGACGCAAGCAAGUGACCCUGAUCGACCCAGGGGGGACGGGCCCUAAUGGGAUUACUCCAGAGGAACGACGUGUCGGAGUCUCGGCCCCAAAAAUGUUCGGAUUCGACGGGAUUUUCAGUGAAGAUGAUGACCAGGCGGAAAUAUGUGCUUCAGCUGCUGCAGAGCUGGUUGCGUCUGUCAUCAGUGGAGAAGAUGGAUGUUUGGUUGCAUUAGGAUACUGCAGCGCAGGAAAGAAACAGACCAUGUUUGGAAAACCUUCCACCCAAAAGCUAGGAAUGAUUCCAACAGCGAUUUCCUGGUUGUUUAAAUCCAUUCAGGAACAGAAGCAGAAAACUGGUUCUCGUUUCUCGGUCCGCGUUUCGGCUCUUGAAGUUACUGGGGGAUCCGUACAUGAAACCAUCACUGAUUUACUUCUUCCCUUCGUGAACGACGGAGAUCAGCCGCCCGGAGCGUAUUUAUUGGAUGGGAACGGAAGUGCUGUCAACGGACACAAAGGGUCGACUUUGGCCAAAAGUGUGACGGCCCCAGUUCUCAAUUCUGUGAGUGAAGUGCGAAGCCCCAAUCCGGAAACUGCUGGAUACUACUUGGAUUCUGCUCUUGACGCCAUAAACGCCAAGGCUGAAGGAGGAAGUGGAGGAGCCGGGCACAUCGUCUUCACCCUUCACGUCUACCAAUACUCCAUCGAUAAGAAUGGCAAGGGCGUUGUCGGAGGGAGAAGCAAAUUGCACUGUGUUCUUCUCGGGAAUGGGUCUCCUUCGAUCUCGGUCUUGAGUGGACUCCUUUUGGCCGUCCUCAAUGGUCAGCGUCAUUUGCCUUCCAGCAAUCAUUCCAAACUGGGUGCUAUCUUACGCGAAUGUCUGGGCUCCUUGACAUGUCGAGCGGUUGUGAUGAUUCACAUUUCCAACUCGCAUUCCCGGUAUGCAGAGACGCUGGCAGCCUUACAAUUGGGUUCGAGGGUCCAUCGUCUUCGUCGAAGCCGGAGGUUGAAGAUGGGAAGCGUUGGGAGUGGGACGGGCUCUGGUGGAAGUUCUGGAGGAUCAGGUGAAGAAAUGCGGAACGGGCUUGGGACGACUAAUCAAGUUGGCGAAGGCGAAACCAGUUCGGAUAUUGACCCCUCUUCAUCAGAACAGUCAUGUGAUACCGUAAUUUAUUUAGGACCAUCUAUCGACGAGGCUACAGACGGGGAACACCCUCCAUCCUACCCAGUCUAUCUCCCAUCGCUGGAGACCACUGAAAACGGAUGCAACAUGAAAAUCAUUCCAUCCAAAUGUCCCCCACUGAAUAACGGCUCGUCUGUGAAUGGGCCAAAUCCAAAAACAAAAAGUCCAAAGCCAAAGUCAUCAAAUAAAAUUUUGCCGGACAGCUCUUCUUUCGUCGCCACUGCUGCUUCUGGGUUGAAUGGUAGUGGAGUUGGUGGGAACAAGUCCGAAGAGAAAUGGGUUGACGGUCCUAAAGUUACAAAGUACCAUCGUCAGCUACAGAACCACCUUCAGCCACCAUCCUCUCCUAAAAAGAAGGGCGGCGGUUGUGAGACAUGGAUCGACGGGCCAGGAGUUAAUCAUCAAGCCAACAACUUUCCAAGUCCGAAAAAGUCAGUCAACCAAGCCAAGGAGAAAGCUACGAGUCGAGGUGGAGGGGGGCUGGCAGCAGUGGGAUCUUGCAGUAAUGCUUCACCAUCUUCCGACCCCUGUCUCAUGACUUCCACGAAGGCUGAAAUGAUUCAAAAAUGGAUUUCCAACCAAACCCACUCGCCCACUUUCUUUGACGACAUUUCAAAAUUGGACGACUCAUUCUUUGGGGGAACUAGUCAAAUUGGGUCCAUUUUCAGUGGACCACCUUCCCAAAUUCUUCAAAAUAAGAUUGGUGGAAAUAUUCCAUACUUUUUCAGCAACAGCAGCGGGGACGCACAUUUUAAUAGCUUCUACCCGGAACCUGAGUAUAAGGCUCUCACCGUUUUCAAGACGUGCGACGAGGAGGAUCCUGAUGAAGGAAGAGAUGAAGACGGAUAUGAAUUUGAAUUCAUCGAGGUGGUUGAGCCGGAAGUUCCGGUUCCGACUAAUGAUGUCUGUCUUCAGGUGACGGAAGAAGAUAUUGCGCUAAGUUUCCUAUUAGAAAAUAGAGAAAAUCCACUUCCGGAAUCUGACCAGAAUUAUGUGAUGAGCUCGGGAGGGUUCCUUGACAAAUUUCGAAGUGCAUCUUUCUCUGAAUGCCCCGAGCAUGUUUCUAGCUCAUCAUUUCCAACCCUUGACAAGUCUGACCACCCACUCCGUGUUUUAAGCCAGGAAUGUCUCACUGUGGUGGACACAUUCACAGACUCCUUGUCAAUAAGUGGAGGCGAUUUGGAAAGGUUCUGGCAAAGUAACAACGGCUUUCACGAUGCUAAUCACAAAGAUAAUCAUGAAAUGAAAAUUUGUCAUGGCUUAUGCAAAAAUUUGGUGACAUUGUCACAAAUGUCCUUGGACAAUCUGAAUGACUACCCCUUGGAACCCCUCUGCAUGCCCCUUACCCCCUUCACAUUAUCUCAACCGCAACCAAAUGGCCCUCACACAAAGUGCUACGAAGAUCAACCACCUUUGCAACACAAACCUCCCACAGGAAAAUUGAUCCUCAAAGAGCCGCCAGUCCUGAGCAGCAACGACGCCACUGUUUUUGUUAAGAGUCCUGGUCCACCAACACGACCUCGUAUUUCAUCACUAACAGUGCACAGCCGGAAGUCGACGGGGGGAAAGGACUUGAGUGACGCGGAGCAGGACGCAAUCAGCAUCCCUCCGAUGGACCUUUUGGACGUGAAUCAGAUCAAGAACAAUUGCCAUCCUAUGGACAAUAACUGUCCAAUUAAGGUCCAACCAAAGCUAUCGGUACACCAUCUUCACCACGUCAGUUGUGAUCAUAAUCAUCGUCAAAAUGACCAGACUUUAAACAUCAAUAAUGGAACUGGUAGUGGUGGACUCUUGUCGUCAUCCAAUCUGAAUAACACAAAUGCAUCGUCAUCAACACUAAAUGGAUCGGCUUCUUCGACUCUCAGCAUUCAUAGCAGCCUCCACCACAGCGACGCAACUCCCCCCCAAUCCUUGUCCCCGGAAGUAAUUCCAAUCCAAUUGCUUGAAACUAAUGGGAAAUCACCAAGUAAGAGUAAAUCACGGAAAAUUGCAAGAUUUUUUCGAUCGAGAUCAAAAUCUCCCAAGAAAGUUUUGGCUGCGGUGACCACCACGAGCAGCAGUGAGAGUGGCAAGUCUUCAGUUAGUUCUAGUGACGCCAAGCACUCUUCUUCCGCAUCUUCGUGCUCCUCUGGAGUUUCGAUUCCAGGUUCAACUACUUCGAAAUCACAGAAACAACAUUCCUCCCCCAAACAUCAGUCUCCCAGUAAAAAACAACAAUCAUUAAAAAGUAAAGUUAUUCAUUCUGGUUUUGUGGCAUCCAGUAACGGUGCGGAUUAUCAUUUUACUUGCGACUCAGCCUUACCAAUGUUUUUGCCAAAUCCUAAUCCCAACAGUAAAGUAUUAAACUCAUCAACCCUUGAAAAUUGUAACAGUGGGAUGAUUAAUGGAGACGGGUUGGAAAAUUCAAAAUGAAUCGAGUCAUAAAUAUAUUACAUAAUCUUUAAUGCGCAUAUUAUGGAUAUUAGAUAAGUGCUUUUGUCAUAAUUUUUAAAGUUUAGACUUUAUGAUAAUCGCUAUGAAUAAUAAAUAUCCAGUAAUUUUGAAAAUAUGGUAUUUAUUAUUGCUAUUAUUUAUUCGUCCUUAAAUGGCAGUUAGUUUAGCAGCAAAGGGCCAGGUUGAGCUCCACUAAUUCUAUGAUAAUAAUUUACAUACAUACAUACAUACAUAUAUAUAUAUAACUAUUAUUCAAUUCAAACAACAUUGUCAUACACACAAGUAAGUUCAUACAUGUUACGUAUAAUUUUUUGGGAUUUCUUUGGGUGGGUAACAGUAAAUACCACUUUCGGACUAAUUUGAAAUAAAUGUGCUCAGUCUUGGUAUUCAUAUGUAAGUGCAAAAGAAAAGGGUUUUCCGUGGUUGUUUCGGUGAAAGUGACUUAUUGGUCGCAUCAUUCAUUAUAUAAAUAUAUGGUCUAAAUAGCAGGUACAAGCUUGUGAUGUAUUAUCAUUAGGUCAACUGCAUUUGCAGCAGAAAAGAGGCAUUUGAAAAGCUCAAAUUGCAUCACAAUAACAACUCUACAGAAUAUCACUAAUAAUAAAGGAUCAUGUAAACAUCAUUAUACACGAUUGAUUGUACAGGGUAGUGGACACAAAAUUAAAACAAAGUAGUCAGAAAAAAACUUCACAA